GGUGCCUGCUGGCAGGCACACCCGGCGGCCGCGGAGCUUCCUCUGUGGCACAGCCUCUCCUCCCGGGGCGCACGCGGAGCGGCCAGGAUCUCCUCAGCCCGGGACGCGGGGGCCCUGGCCCUCCCGCAGCCUCCACGCCGCCCGCCAUGAAGCCGUCGUUCUUCCGCUGCCAAAACACCACCUGGGUGGAGAAGGGCUACUCCGCGACCAUGGGCUGGGUGCUCUUCAGCGCGGGCCUCCUGGGCAACCUGCUGGCGCUGGGGCUGCUGGCGCGCUCCGGGCUGUCGUCCUGCUCGCUGCGCUCGCCGCGCCCGCCGCCUUCGGUCUUCUACGUGCUGGUGUGCGGCCUGACGGUCACCGACCUGCUGGGCAAGUCCCUCCUGAGCCCCUUCGUGCUGGCGGCCUACGCGCAGAACCGGAGCCUGUGGGGGCUGGUGCCCCCGCCGGGCAGCUCUCUGUGCCAAGCCUUCGCCUUCUUCAUGUCCUUCUUCGGCCUCGCCUCGACGCUGCAGCUCCUGGCCAUGGCCCUGGAGUGCUGGCUCUCCCUGGGGCACCCCUUCUUCUACCGACGGCACAUCACCCUGCGCCGGGGCGCGCUGGUGGCGCCCGCCGUGGGCGCCUUCUGCCUGGCUUUCUGCGCGCUGCCCUUCGCGGGCUUCGGGAAGUUCGUCCAGUACUGCCCGGGCACCUGGUGCUUCAUCCAGAUGGGGCACGAGGAGCGCUCGCCGUCGGUGCUGGGCUACUCGGUGCUCUACGCCAGCCUCCUGGCGCUGCUGGUCCUCGCCAUCGUGCUGUGCAACCUGAGCGCCAUGCGCAGCCUCUACUCCAUGCACCGGCGGCUGCGGCGGCGCCGGCGCUCGCUCACCAGGGACCGCGUGGAGCCCGGCGCCGGCGAGAGGGUGGCGUCCCCGCCGCCCCUGGAGGAGCUGGAUCACCUCCUGCUGCUGGCCCUCAUGACCGUGCUCUUCACCAUGUGCUUCCUGCCUUUAAUUUAUCGUGCUUACUAUGGAGCAUUUAAAGCUGUCACCAAGAAAAACAGAACUUCUGAAGAAGCCGGAGACCUCAGUGCCUUGCGUUUCAUAUCUGUGAUCUCAAUUGCGGAUCCUUGGAUUUUCAUCAUUUUCAGGACAUCAGUAUUUCGGAUGUUUUUUCACAAGAUUUUCAUAAGGCCUCUUAUGUAUAGGAACUGGCACAGCAAUUCCUGCCAAACUCACAUGGAAUCCAGUCUGUGACAAAGUCUUACAGUCUCUGGUAAGCUGAGGAAUGUAUCACAUUUACCAUCAAAGAACCACGCUAAAAAAAAAAAGACUUCAAUUUAAAUCCUAAAAAGUUAUCUCCCAUCACAAAACAUCUAAAUGUAUUUUCAAAAGUAUUUGAUAUCUUAACAAGGCAUUGUCACUCUAUGUACUUGAACCAGUCAGGUCCUUUUUUUUUUUUUUUCAAGGUAGUAAUAGUGACUAGAAUUUUAAAUGUUGUGAAUAAUGUUAAAAGUUUUAAGGCAAUGAUACUAAUUGUUCCAACAUUUGUACUUGGUGUCCCUAAUUUUUGAGAGGUCUUGAGACGACUGGGUCUAAGCCCAGUAGAAACACCACUGUUUACAGUUAUGUAAUGGGUGUUCUUAAAAUUUCUUAUUCAUUUCUAGUGAAACCUGCUUUUUUGUUUUGUAUCAAAAUUACCCAUUUAUUAUUUUUUCCAAAUGAUCUAAGUAUGUCUGAAUUAUAGAUGUUCCUCAGAGAAGUGAGAUGGUAAGUACAGCCAAGUCAGGGGUUUGGAGAGGAGAAGCUAUAAAUAAGUAGAUUUAAGGCAAGAUGUGACUAUGCCCACUACCCAGAGAAGAAAAAUUAAUGUUUAUCGUUUGAAGUUUCCUGUGUAUUGAAGCAGAGAUAUCAGUAAGAAUCAAAAUUUGGGAGUGGCUACAAAAUACUGUUUCAAUUUUGGGUACCUGCAUUUUAUAGGUUUAUCAUACUAAUGGAUGUUGGGGAGGAAGGGUUUAUGCUUCUUUGAAAGCAGUGAUGUGAGAAUUUCCAGGGAGCCGAGCUGAGCCGAGCUGAGCUGAGCCAUGUUUACUGCCUAUGUUUGUGCGAAGCCGCAGGGCAUUCAGCAGAGCGAAAAGCCCGCCCAGGACUCAGUCAACCUCAGCUGAGGGUGGUGACAGGGACCUUAACAUCUACCUAUUAACAGCCGUAUUCUGCUCUUUGUGGAAACAGUAAGAUUUUGUGGAGAGCUAUGCACUUUUAAAACGAGCAGGAUGGGCUCAGAUGGAGCACAGCUGAGCACUUUAAUUGUACAUUAAAUGUUUGCAAAGGUUAGCAACACUAUGAAAAAGGAACAAGUGGGGAAGAUACGCUGCAGCUGUUAAACUAAAGCACACAGGUAAAGGCUUUUACCUUUGGUGAAAAAACAGAUGGGGGACAUUGGGGCAUUUUCAGCAUCUCUAGAGUCCCUUGGUACCCUGACACAUGCAGACUCUGAGAUGGAGAGCCGGCUGCCCUUGAACAGACCUGAGACGCCCGGUCAGCCACCUCUUCCAAAGACAAGAGCAUUGGACUUAUUGCCAACGUAGCAGCAACCCCACUUUCCACCUCUGGUUUAUAUCAGUGAUGAUAUUAACCUGGAUACGUGUGUGUGUGUGUGUGUGUGUGUGUGUGUGUGUGUGUGUGUGUGUAGCAACACUGUGAAAUGGCCAAUUAGGAAUACAUGAGUUAUAAUUUGGGAGUAUGAUGUGGUGAAAAAUGCAGUCAUUUUCAGUUUAAUUUUCAUUUGUAUAUUUAAAGUGUGAGUACAUAUGUGUUUUAUUGUGGAGGAAGUGAAGUUUUUUGUGUUCUCCUUUUGGAAGGUGUGUUGUAAUGAUUGUCAAGGUCAUCUGAAAAGGUCACAGAUGAAUCAAUAAACAUCUUUAUAAUAU
Molecule: messenger RNA, 2905 nt
Organism: Eptesicus fuscus (big brown bat)
Lineage: Eukaryota; Metazoa; Chordata; Mammalia; Chiroptera; Vespertilionidae
Gene: PTGDR
Product: prostaglandin D2 receptor
Exons: 2
Coding region: 147-1232 (361 amino acids)
Biological process (GO): G protein-coupled receptor signaling pathway; positive regulation of cytosolic calcium ion concentration; inflammatory response
Cellular component (GO): plasma membrane
Molecular function (GO): prostaglandin D receptor activity
Source: RefSeq, a predicted model, not a curated record